AUGGAUGCUUCUCAGCUACAAGGUUUGUCGGGGCCACAAUUACUGACGCUCCUCUUCACAUUGCUCUGCGAAGUCGCCCGACGACUCAGCAUUCCCAUCACGGUGGGUGCACAGAUCGGUGACAUCGACGAGGAAAGCGGAGUAACACAUGGCCCAGACGCAGCUGACAGUGGAAUGGCCGCAGAGACAACAGACUUACAUUCUGCGGGAUCUUCAACGGUACACCCAUGGUCAGGCCACUUCCUCAAGAACGGUGCCAUUAUGUUUGCAGCAUGUGUGGCUGCAACGCGUUUUGCGCCAACACAGCCAGGGACCAUGUACGGCAUCGAUAUGUAUGACCAAAUUGAAUUGGUUGGGAAUGUGCGUGGAGCGCUGUUGAGAACUGUUGGGGUCGCGACUCUUGUGCUGCUGUUGGAGCAACCCCGACCGGAACCUUUUGUGUUCCUACUUGCAAUCGUUUCGAAUUACAAUCGCACUGAGAAGUUUCUGCACGAUGCGCAUUUAUGUCCAUGGGUCGAGGAGAUCUGCUUUGGGCUGAAAUACGUUUACAAGAAGCGGAUGAUGAUAUUUUUCGUGAAUGUCAUGGCUUUUGUGACGAUGCUGUUUCAAAUUUUGGCUGGUUCGUUGGAGAUUGCACCAGAAGGACUGGUCGAGUCUGUGUUUGAUGCAUUGGUAAGCAGGUCAUCGAGUUCCUCCACUGCAGAGCAGGGCCCAUGUCGUGAUGCCUAUGAUUUUGCAAUGACACGAGUGUUGGCAGUCCGCCACUGGAAGAGUACAGGGUCUACGACUUCAUUAAGGGGUAGUCAUUGGAAAUGUUUUGUGGAGUCACUUUCAAUCCUGACACAAUGCAUUCUUGGAUUUGUGCUGCAACAGCUGUCGUCUGAUGACGGCGUGCUGGCCCUGCGUUCUUCAAACUGUGGAUGGGAUGAAGAAGUUGACAUGAUCCUUCGGGAGGAGACCGUGAGGUGGUCACAUGAAAUUUUAUCGAGUUAUUUCGAAGUCUCGGCUCCAGCUUGCACCAUGUCUUAUAGCGACAGCAAGGCAGUUUUCAAAAAGAGGUUUCUGGAAGUUGGUCUUACUGAUGCUAACUAUGAAGCCUUCAAUGCAGAAGGCCUGAACACCUUGGGAACGUUUGCGUUCUCAUGCAACUAUGCUCCAGGGACCGCGGAUGAGAGGCCGCUUGUCGCGUUGGCCACAAAUGUGUUGGGAAGUGCACCUUCUACUAAAGAAAUGGCAUGCAUUAGGAGGUUGUUCAGUGAAGCCUACUCGACUAUUGCUGCUGAUAUUCGGUCAAAGGUUGAGGCUUCUGACGAGGCUUCGGUGAAGAAGCUUGCACCUGCAGAGAGGUCCCAGCGUUUGAAGGAUCAGCAGACCAGGUUGUCCGGCCUCGACCUUAGAGGAAAUUACGAACCUGGAGACUCACUUGUGGAUCGAGCCGUUGCUGCUUAUGAAUCAGACAGGGUUUCGUACAUACCAUGGGAUGUUUGCGUUUCUCGUGACCAUGAAAUAGUCACAGGGACUAAGAAAGAUGCAAACCUCAGCUUUGAUUCCUCAGGCACUUUGAAGUUAUCCAAGCGCGACCAGGUUGAACCAUGUAGCACUGGAAAUGAGAUGCAGGUGCGCUACUGUCUCAUCCGAAGAGGUUUGGCGCUCGAUCAGGCCAAUAUUAUGUGUUUCAAGUUGCAUGAUCGUUUGGCAGAAAAACUCAUGAAUGCCCGUAUGGAAGAACCACCAAGCGGUUGCCUGAAGCUCAGCCUGAAACAGAUUGAGACAGCAGACAAAAAGUUUUGGACACUCAUGGCAGAAAAGACGCGUGAUGGUAUCAAGUCUGGCCCUGCAGGCCGUCCAUGUGAUGAGAAUUUUGAUGCAUGUUUGGACAGUCCUGAGUUUCUGAACCUUUUGCAGCAUCGUUUUGCUCCUCCUGCUUCAUCUCCGGGACCUUCCAAGCAGAAACCUUCGGAAGAGCCUGCCACCAAGAAGCCCAAAACGGGCCCGCAAAACUUGAAAGGUGCUUCAAAGGGAAAUUUCAUGAGAGUCCCGAGUGAGUUGUUGGCCUUGGGAUGUGUAGGUGCUACGACCAAAGGCCAUCGUUUGUGCUUCGACUACAACUUGAGGAGAUGCAAGCUGCCCGUCAAGGAUCAGCGCUGCGGCAAGGGAUUGCACUUGUGCGCGGUUAAAGGUUGUCAGAAGAUGCACAUGGCAGUUGAGUGUCCCGAUAAGGGAAAUGCUGCGCGGGAGCCUAAGAAGACCUCCUUUCUGAGCAACAGAUCUGGCAUUCACAUGAUGCAAAAGUUUUGUGGGGACGUGGAACCUCACGAACAUGCUCCGUGGGGCAUUUCUGCUGAUGGAGGUUUUGCAACGGCGUUGGAAGCCCAAUACCCGGAUGCUAUGUGUGAACAAUUGGUGAAAUUUGUGGAUGAAUUGUGCUCCGACAAGGGCAUCAAGAUAUCGCCUGCGAGCUUGCAGCAACCUCGAGCGCACAGGUGUCUUUUUGAACAUCUGACCAAGUCCCCUGUGGAUCUUGUCAAGUUGAGGAUCCAGAGGUUGAAACUGUGGACAUCCUGGGCGCGUGACUUGGCCAAAGACGAGAGCGAAUACAAGUUGACAUUGGACCCCAGGGUGAGAGCAGUCCUGGGAGCAAAGGGAAUGAUGUCCCUGUUCGGCUUCGUGUACUCUGAGGAGAAGCUUUUGCCUUUUGAGCGCAGCGCCGAGAUCCUUGGCGUGGUGUUCGACCUUGGCCUUAGCAGUGAGGGCCGUGUCUCCAUCUCGAAUAAGCCCUCCAGAGUGGAGGAGUUGAAUGAUGCCUUGCUUGGCAUAUUGAAUGAAAAAUUUGUGAUUCCGACUUCUAUGCCGUCUGUCCUGGGGAAGUUGCAGUACGCCGACUCACAUGUUUGGGGCAGAGCUGGAAAACUUGCUCUUGCUGACUUACGGGAGUUGGGGCAUACUUCUCCUUCGAAGGUCUUGCUUGAAGAAUCCCAGCUCAAGGCGUUUGAGACUCUCAGGUGCCGGCUUUGCUCAGGCCGACCAAAGACUUUCCUUGCUGAUGACGUAGAGAAGCCAGUCUUGAUCUUUACUGAUGGGGCUCUGGAAUAUGAAGGUGAUGCUGCAAAGGCGACCAUUGGCGGGGUUUCCCUAAAGCCGGAUGGCGCUUGCGAAGUCUUUGGUUGCGCAGUCCCAGACGAUGUCUUGAAACGGUGGCAAGACGGCGGAAAGACUCAUGUGAUUGGCCUCGUUGAAUUGUAUGCCUGCGUCGUCUCGCUCUUGCAUUGGAAGCCUGACGUGUCGUCCAGACGCGUCAUCCUCUUUGUCGACAAUUGGCCUGCGCUUGAUGUUUUGGUCAAGGGCACGUCGCUCCAGCCUGAAUGGAGAGAGCUUCUUUUGCUUCUCGAGGACCCGGUGGAAGACAACUUCAUGCUUUGGAUCGCCCGCGUGCCUUCAGCUUCGAAUGUUGCAGAUCACCCUAGCAGAGGGUCUCUCAAGGAGCUUGAGUUUCUGAGGCCUUACAAAUGCGUACAGCCGUGUUGCCCAGUGACGAAGCUUCCUUUAAAAUCCACAGUGUGCUAA
Messenger RNA from Cladocopium goreaui, 3564 nucleotides. Lineage: Eukaryota; Dinophyceae; Suessiales; Symbiodiniaceae. The record is from the annotation of a GenBank genome assembly.